AUGGAUCUCUCUGUUGUAAAAAUUGGAAUCUUGACAGGGGAAAAGAAAAAGCUCAAUGAGAUAGUUCAAGUUGAGAUUGAGGGCAGAACUUUCGAAGUGGGGGUGGUGGAAUAUGAAGAUGAACCUUGGUUUCCCUUCGUCUUCGCAAAUGAGAAUGAUCCCUAUGAAUCAGAGUCCGAUGAGAAAAGUUCGUUUAGUGGGAAAUCGGAAGAUGAUGACACAAACGUACCCAAGAAUGAUGAGGAUGAUCACUUCAGGGAUGACUAUAAUCACAACGAGAAUAAGACGGACGACAUGGAACUUGAGGAUGGCGAAAUUCGUCGGGUGGAGUGUGGAGAUGCUCCUACUCCUUCGAUUCCUCCGGCGGGCGGCGCUCUGCAACCGGUAGGUGAGUUAACGGUUGGUGAGCCAAUCGAGGUGGUUGAAGGUGUCGAUCAAAGUUCUCCGGCAAUUGCCUUGGACUCUGAACAGUUGCGUGAGUGCUUUGUGCAUGGGGAAGAGGAACCGACUCCCAUAAAUCCUGUUGUAAAGGAAUGUAACGUCAAUUGUUAUUCUGGGGCAGAUCAUAAGAAAGUGGACACCUCAGAGUGUGGGACUAGAAAUGGAUCGGAGUUGGUGGGUACAGAUACCCAUAUGGAGCCCAUUAAUUUUCCUAUCAACUUGGCCCAAUCAGGUUGUUUUGGGCCUUUUCCCUCCGUUGUCUCAUCUCCCUUAGCAAAUAAUUCUAAUCUCAUUGCCGGUGACAAGCCCUUGAAAUGUCGGACAUCUGCCAAACGUAAAAGGUGCCAUAGCUCCAUGUCUGGGUGUAAUCUAUCCCCAAUCAAUCUUUUCCCUGACUUCGCUCCGGACAUGGAAUUUCCGCAACACAACCCUCAAUCAUCCUUCAAUAUCGCCGUGAGUAUGAACCCAGAUCAUCCUAUCGAUCAUCAAACUUCUCACACAUGCCCCGCUUCAGCUGAUCCCGACCUAAACUUGAAUCCAGGGUUGGCGCCUUCAUUUGUGGUUCCAGAAAUUGAAGCUACAGCAGUUAUGGGAGCCAUAAUCGGUUUCGACAUUCAGCCAGACAAUCCGGUGUUGGUCGAAGUCCUUAGUGGCAACGGUGAGCAAGAAGGUCUACAAUGA
This is a messenger RNA of Lactuca saligna, 1122 nucleotides long. NCBI's taxonomy places the organism in Eukaryota, Viridiplantae, Streptophyta, Magnoliopsida, Asterales, Asteraceae. The record is from the annotation of a GenBank genome assembly.